GUAUAACAGAAACAGCAAACAAUUGGAAAGACCAACCGAGAUUCAUAACUUGCUUUGGGUAUAUAUCUUACUCAAAUCCAACCUCUGCUAAGAAUCUUUCUGAUUCAUACUCUUUCAUCUCAGACAUUGACACUCGCCAAUCUAACACUUUCGUUUCCACUAUCGUUAUCAGCCGAGACGAGUCCCAACCGCUAGCUACAAUGAAGUUCUUCACUGUUAUUGCAACUAUUAUUUCUGCCGUCAGCAUCUCUGCUGUGCCCAUAUUGAAGGAGCGGGCCGUCGGGGGUGUCUUGAUAUGUACCGGUGCCAACUCCACAGGUACAUGCACCCACGAGGUAUACACACUUAACAAGUGCCAUCAACUUUCCGAACCUUUCCUUCGCAACGUCACAACUUUUGCGCCUGAUGGUGAAUAUUUCAACUGUUACCCCCGUACAACCGGCUGCAAUGACACUUGUACGAGCCCUACGGGUUGCACAAUAGGCCCGAUCGAUUUCGACUACAAAUUCAAGUUCAAUUUCACUCGUGUCGGCUGGCCCAAACUCUUCAACAGUUUUGACUGUUCACUAAAGAAGACCACAAAAGGCGAGAAUAUGUUCGAUUAGGAGAAGAUUAAAAGGAUGGAGCAAGGAGAGCCAGUAUGGGUACCUGGGUGGCUAAAUGAGUUGACGAACACGAUUGUUUUCGGUUGCAUCUCUUUGGUCUUUUUCCUGCUGCGUUAAAGCGAUCGAUUAUUCUUUUUUAGUAUUGCAUUGGCAUCGUCAACUUGGGGACGGAGCAAUGGGCAACUCACCAGGCCACGGAGUAUUUGGAGUUAGCGAUAAUAGCGAUGGUUUUUUAGUCUUUGGCAGUUAUUCAGGGCAUGUACGCUGAGAUAGAUAAAGCUCUAAUGAUUGACGAUUAUUAUUAUGAGAUAAGGCAUGAAACAAUCAUACACUCAUACACUCAUACCAACCCG
This is a messenger RNA of Fusarium oxysporum Fo47, 958 nucleotides long. RefSeq lists its product as uncharacterized. Bases 201 to 605 code for a protein of 134 amino acids. The record is from RefSeq and is a predicted model, not a curated record. NCBI's taxonomy places the organism in Eukaryota, Fungi, Ascomycota, Sordariomycetes, Hypocreales, Nectriaceae. The transcript has 2 exons.